Messenger RNA from Capsella rubella, 1895 nucleotides. Its product is annotated as phosphatidate cytidylyltransferase 5, chloroplastic. Gene Ontology annotation, cellular component: membrane. The record is from RefSeq and is a predicted model, not a curated record. Gene Ontology annotation, molecular function: transferase activity, transferring phosphorus-containing groups. The transcript has 7 exons. Bases 284 to 1492 code for a protein of 402 amino acids. NCBI's taxonomy places the organism in Eukaryota, Viridiplantae, Streptophyta, Magnoliopsida, Brassicales, Brassicaceae.
AACCACACUCAAAUCCGAGAAGGAGAGUUAAUCUACGCGCCAACAGAGGCGCGUGGAGUUCAAAUCAUCUCUCGUCGUACCGUCAGGUCCACCACCACUGCCCCAUUAGUAUCUCCACCGUACAAAAACUCUUAAGCUCCGAUUAGAUUCACCGAAUCACACAAUCUUAAACAUCCCUCCUUUCAUGAUGCUGAUGCGGAGGAUUCCGUUAUCGUGAAGACUUGUCCUUGAUACCAUCAUCUUUAGGAUUUUCAAUUUUCUUUCUGCUCGCUUUCGGACUUCAAUGGCGCCUUUUGUUGAAGUCUGCAGGUAUAAGCCUGUACCACUCUCACUGAGCUCUCUCUGUACAUGUCCUUGCCGUUCCUCUCCUAGAAAAUCUCUAAUUCUUCCCCAUUUCUCCGAAAAGUAUCCGAAUUUGGGUCUCAUCGAUUCCAAAGCAUUGACUCGUUCUCGCUUUUGUCGUAUUCCUGUUAACCGGCGUAUUAUCACGGCCGUUGCUCGAGCUGAAUCAAAUCAAAUAGGUGAUGAUGGCGAGGAGCACAGCAGAGAUCAGGAACUGCAAAUUAUUGAAGAAGAUUCGAGUGUAGAUGAUCAGAAGCAGAAAUCUAGAAGCCAGUUUAAGAAAAGAGUAAUUUUCGGUCUAGGAAUUGGAUUGUCUGUAGGAGGUAUUGUAUUAGCUGGAGGAUGGGUUUUCACAGCAGCAUUGGCAGCUGCGGUUCUUCUAAGUGCCCGAGAAUACUUCGAACUGGUGAGAAGUAAAGGAAUUGCUCAAGGAAUGACACCUCCUCCACGAUAUCUUUCUAGAGUCUGCUCGAUUAUUUGUGCCCUUAUGCCCAUACUUACAUUGUAUUUUGGUCAUAUAGAUAUCUCGGUGACAUCCGCAGCAUUUGUUGUUGCAAUGGCAUUGUUGUUACAGAGAGGAAACCCGCGUUUUUCUCAGCUGAGCAGUACGAUGUUUGGGCUGUUUUACUGUGGAUAUCUUCCUUGUUUCUGGGUUAAGCUACGCUGUGGUCUUACUGCUCCUGUUCUAAACACCGGAAUUGGAAGAAGCUGGCCAAUUAUUCUCGGUGGCCAAGCACAUUGGACAGUUGGACUUGUUGCAAUAUUGAUUUCAUUCUGCGGUAUAAUUGCGUCAGACACAUUUGCUUUUCUCGGUGGCAAGGCAUUUGGUAAAACUCCUCUUAUUAGCAUUAGUCCAAAGAAGACAUGGGAAGGAGCUGUUGCAGGACUUGUUGGUUGUAUAUCCAUUACCAUUUUACUGUCCAAAUCUUUGUCUUGGCCUCAACCUCUUGUCAGCACGAUAGCUUUUGGAGUUCUUAACUUCUUCGGAUCAGUCUUUGGUGACUUAACUGAGUCAAUGAUCAAACGUGAUGCGGGUGUCAAAGACUCUGGCUCACUCAUCCCUGGACACGGUGGAAUAUUGGACAGGGUUGAUAGUUACAUUUUCACUGGUGCAUUGGCCUACUCGUUCGUGAGACUUCAUGGAGUUUGAUUCUAUGGUGUAUCUCCAAAAAAACUCAUCAUAGCUUCAACUUCAAGAAAACUUACAAAGCCGGUUCAAUUUUUCCCCUCUACGAGAAGAUAUAGCAAUGACUGGUGGGUGACGUGGCUGCAGAAAGUCUGAGAUUAGCCUCCGGUUUGUUGUUUGAUAGAGCCGGUAUGCGACUUUUUGCUUCAAUGGGAGUUAGUAACGGGUUCAUUAGGCGAAUUGUCGGACCGUUGCUUUUGUGUUGUCUGACUGGUCCAUGAAACGGUGACGUAUGGAAUUGAUUUACUUUCACACAAAAAAAAAGAAAAGAAAAAUGAAUCAUAUUGUUUUCCAGAGAAAUGGACUUGAACUGAUAAAGAAAAUAACAAAAAAGAAAAAAAAGACUAAAAUCAUGUGGGGAUGUCAA